AUGGAGAGCAAUACGGGGGAGUUUAUGCUUUCCGCUCGAGAUAACUGCAGAGCAGAGAAUGGAUCCGACCACGAUUUGAGCGCCGCCAACUCGGAAAUGAUUUACAGAGUUUUUUAUUCAAAAGCAAAGUUAAAAGCGAUCGCGCAGACAAGUGCCCUCCUCGCCGGUUUCGCCAUGGUGGCCAUGGUAGAAGUAACCCUCGACAAUGCAGUUCCGUAUCCUUCAAUCCUCCUGGUUCUCUUUUCUUGCGUUACUACUCUACUCGUCAUUGUCCAUCUUUUCUCGCUUAUGAUCGCGACGUGUAUUCUUCCGAACAUCGAAGCCGCAGUGGGCAUCCGCAAAUGGUCGAGUUCUCCGCACAACAAGUUCAAAUCUCAAAUCGAAGUGGCGUGGAUUCUCUCAACUGGUUUCGGCCUGGUACUUUUCCUCAUAGAAGUGGCUCUUCUGAUUUGGAUCAAGUUCUGGACCAUCAUGGAUCAUGGAAGCCCGAGCGUCGAGGAAACGACCGACGAUACUCCUCCCACGACGAUAGAGCCAGAAUCGGACUUGCCGAACAACAAUCCUUCGCACAGAGGGGCAAUGCUAGCGGCGAUCAUUGCUUCUGUCGCGUUUCUAGUGCCAGGCGGCAUUGCCUUCGUCUACUUUGGCGCCAGUUUUUACAGUAAACUAGCGAACCACGCGAGGGAAAUAAGAAUGUCCGAAAUGGACAAGAUUCACGAAAAACGCCUUUUGCUCGAUGGAGAAGGAAUCGGGGAAGGGAGGAUUUCAAACGCUUCUCUCUAUUCUUUCAAGGAAUGGUUUUCAUCAGUCUAUCUCUAUUUCGAUUUAUCGACAGAGAAUGAAACCGAAUAA
This is a messenger RNA of Oikopleura dioica, 852 nucleotides long. The record is from the annotation of a GenBank genome assembly. Lineage: Eukaryota; Metazoa; Chordata; Appendicularia; Copelata; Oikopleuridae.